This is a messenger RNA of Dichotomopilus funicola, 813 nucleotides long. RefSeq lists its product as uncharacterized. The coding region runs from base 1 to 813 and encodes 270 amino acids. The transcript is spliced from 2 exons. NCBI's taxonomy places the organism in Eukaryota, Fungi, Ascomycota, Sordariomycetes, Sordariales, Chaetomiaceae. The record is from RefSeq and is a predicted model, not a curated record.
AUGAGCGACCCCGGUUCCGACAAGUCGGGCGCCGGCUCGAAGCGCGGAAAGAUGAAGUCCCUCUUUAAAAUAGGCUUCUCCCGCAGCAAAGACGAGCUUCUCAAAGGCAAGCUCGCCCUCGAACACUCCCUCGGCCUGGGCCACAAACCCAACGUGAUCCCCGGCGGUGAACCCUCCACCAGUUCGCCCGCCCGCACCGUCGAAGUCGGCUGGCACCCCGUCGGCGGAUCGGCCGGCAAAUGGUUCGCCGAACAAACCAAACUCGGCACCUGGAUCACCGACCAGGUCCACCGGUACCCAGACCCGUCGCAGCACUGGGCAGUCCUCGUCGGCGAUUACUGCCAUGAACUCUGGAUGGAUGAGAACCUCGAUAUCAUCUACGUCAACGGGAAGAUCAACCGGUCGGAGUGGCGUACCUUCCGCGUCGGGGAAACCCGCUUUAACGACGAGGCGUUGCGGCAGGCGGGCGAGAUGGUUAUUUACAGUAUGCGGCAGAAGAAGGCCGCGUAUAAUCUGAUUAGCAAUAACUGCCAGAACUUUGCGCUGCUGAUGCUGGAUGGGAUCCAGUUGGGAAGGGCGGAGCGGACCGAGUUUGCGACUACGCUGGCGGUGGUGCAGGCUGCGACGGGGUCGGGGAAGGUUAGUGAUUUGUUUGCGGAGGACGUGCCGGCGUCCGCGCAGCAGCAGCAGCAGCAGCCGGCUCAGCAGGCGGCGAUGGAGCAGGCGGAGAAGGAGAAUCCGAUUGUGGCGAUGGCGAAGAGGUUGAUGGAUGAGCAUACGAAGAAGUUGGAUAAUCAUCGGCAUGCUCAUUGA